Messenger RNA from Penicillium arizonense, 3291 nucleotides. RefSeq lists its product as uncharacterized. Gene Ontology annotation, molecular function: zinc ion binding; DNA-binding transcription factor activity, RNA polymerase II-specific. The coding region runs from base 1 to 3291 and encodes 1096 amino acids. The transcript has 11 exons. The record is from RefSeq and is a predicted model, not a curated record. Lineage: Eukaryota; Fungi; Ascomycota; Eurotiomycetes; Eurotiales; Aspergillaceae. Gene Ontology annotation, biological process: regulation of DNA-templated transcription.
AUGCCAACCACGUCUGUUGCGCUCGUUGCUCUAGCCUUCCUAGGACAAUCAUUGGUACCUACAGUCAAAGCUAGCAAUGUUCCUGCCCAGGCGCAGGUGAUCGACCAAAGAGCUUUCAACGUCUUGGAUACGACUCAACCGCCAACCGAAUUCAAUGCAAAGAGUAUUUUCGUUCCUCCAGGGCAUACCGAAGAUAGCCUUACUCAACGCCCAUUCCAUGUGUACGACAAGGAGUUCUUGAACAUUAUCGGCAAAGCUCCAACUCUCACCCGGAUUGCGCACUCGCCUAAGGACCCCUUAUUUCACGAGGCGGUCGUUUGGUCAAAGGAAACAGAUGAAGUCUUCUUCGUUCAGAAUGCAGGUGCCAAAAACGCUAGCACCGGCCUGAACAAGUCGGCUAUCAUAGAAAAGAUCUCUCUGGCAGACGCAGCUGCUGUUUCCAGCAAGAGUGAUGCUGUGGGUCUGGUAAAGAUCUCUACGGUCCCUUCAUCGCCGAUGGUGAUCAAUCCAAACGGGGCAACCAACUAUCGGGGUGAAAUUAUUUUUACUGGUGAAGGCCAGGGCAAUAAAACUCCCCCUGCGCUCUGGCUUAUGAACCCACAAAAGCCAUACAAUACGACUGUUCUCCUGAACAAUUACUUCGGUCGCCAAUUCAACUCUUUGAACGAUGUAGCCAUUCACCCAAAGAACAAAGACAUAUAUUUCACAGACACGAUCUACGGAUACGUGCAAGACUUCCGUCCUGCUCCAGGUCUGCAGGAUCAAGUCUACAGAUUCAACCCCGAUACCGGAGCCGUCACGAUCGCGGCGGAUGGGUUUGAUCACCCCAAUGGGUUGACUUUCUCGCCUGGUGGUGAAUAUGCAUAUGUCACCGAUACCGGUAUUGAUAGUGGCUUUUUCGGUCUGGAUUUUACUCGUCCCGCUUCCAUCUAUCGCUUCGACGUGAAAGAAGAUGGCACGUUCGAGAAUCGCAAGACAUUCGCAUUUGUGAACUCCGGCGCCCCUGAUGGCGUCCAUUGUGACUCCUGGGGCAAUGUAUACGCCGGGUGUGGUGACGGUGUUCAGGUCUGGAACCCCUCAGGCAAGCUCAUUGGCAAGAUCUACCUCGGUUCUACAUCGGCGAACUUCAACUUCGCUGGGGUUGGUCGAAUGGUGAUUUGUGCUGAGACAGAUCUUUACUAUGCCACUUUGGCUGCCGCGGGGAAUUACGUCGAUAGUUGCGUCACUUGCAAGGCCAAGCGGUUGAAGUGCGACGAAACCAAGCCAGCUUGUCAACAGUGCGAGCGACGCAAAGUCCAAUGUGGAGGAUACAAGAAAGACUUCAAAUGGCGGCCCUUCGAAGAGACCAACUUAGCCCCUGGACGCCCUACCAAGACCAAAAAGGCCAACCAGCAACAGAUCAAUUUCGAUAGCUUUCCUACUCCCCCGACGACUGAACAAUCGACAUCUCCAAUUCGUAUACAAUCACACAUCCAUCGAUCUCACUCCCCACCCGGAUCGCUGCAUAGUUCCCCUAUGAGCAUCAACAGUCUUCCGUCGGAAGCACAUUCCCUCGACGAUCUACCCGAUAAGCAAGAAGAUGCUUCCGUAACACAGCGCAGUGCACCUCUCGACAUUAAUGUCUCAUUGUCGGCCGACUCUCCUACUUUCAACUUCCUCUCCUUGCUGGAACCAUAUCAGGAUUCACUAUCGCUUGCAGACUCCUUGGCAUCUAAUGAUCUCGAGUCCGGUCGACGUAUGUCGUUUGGUCUGGAGGAACUUGUCCACGAUGCACCGGGUCUCAGUUUCUCCAGGUUAUUGGAAGAAGAAAAUGAUGACAUUGAAGAUAUUAUCCGACAGUCGGAUCCAGGGCUUGGACCAUGGAACUUCCAGAUAGCAGAGCCAAAGUCCUUUGAUUUCAACGAUAUAAGCAUUCCAAGCAGCCCGUCACUGCCACCAGAGAGCCCCGAAAUGCUGGUGAUGCGCUUUGACAAGCUCACCUGUGGCAUCCUGUCAAUCAAAGAUGGAGCUACUGAGAACCCAUGGAGAACAUUGAUCUGGCCGCUGGCAAAAAAUACACCGGCACUUUACCAUGCAAUUUUUGCCCUGGCAGCAUUUCAUUCGGGCAGGGACAAUCCCCAUCUCCGUGUGCAAGGAGUGAAGCACAUGCGCCAGAGCAUCAACUCCCUUGUAGGGCAGAUUCAGAACAUGAGAGCAGAUACUGCACUGGCCACCAGUCUUGCUUUAGCAUUUGCGGACACUUGGGACCAACACACCCGUACCUGCAUACAACACCUACGCGGAGCGAAAGCGUUGAUGUCCCAGGUUGUUGCCACCGGAAUGCAAGGAGACGUCAGCAAAGACGAAUUGGACCGUAUCCGCUUCUUGUACAACACUUGGUCCUAUAUGGAUGUUAUUGCACGAUUGACCUCUCUAGAUGAUUGCGGACCUCGAAACUGGGAUUCUUCAAUGUUCGAGCUCCCACGUAACGCGGUUCACGAUAUCGACCCAUUGAUGGGGUGCGCGACUACUCUGUAUCCUCUUAUGAGUCGAGUGGCCAAACUAAUCCAGCAUGUGCGGAAAAGCUCGUCAAAUACAGUGUCGAUUGUCGCUCAAGCGAUGGAGCUCAAAGGUCUGAUUGAGGAUUGGGUACCCCCACGUUGGUUUGAGCCUCCCGAAGAUCCUCACUCUGAAGUGCAACAUAGCAUUCAAGUCGCUCAUGCCUACCGUUGGGCUAUAUUGCUAUACCUUCACCAAGCUGUUCCGGAAAUACCAUCUGAGCCCGCCGAUGAGUUAGCAAAGAGGGUGCUGAUUCUCCUCGCCACUGUUCCCUACACCUCACGGACAACUAUUAUCCAAGUGUUCCCCCUCUUGGCAGCCGGAUCAGAGGUCGAUGCCGACGAUGAUCGGAAAUGGGUGCUGGAUCGAUGGACCACAAUCCAAGCCCGGUUAAUGCUGGGUGGAGUGGACCGCUGCCUUGAAGUCUUGAAAGAGGUCUGGAAUCGUCGCGAUAAAAUGAAUGCAAGAAGGGAUCAAGAAAUGGCUCAUUCCCGACGUACCGAGUCUAUCUCUUCCGCUGACAACGAGAAUUUGGACUCCACAUUCUGUAACUCGGCCUUCGGCAGCUACAAUAUGAAUAGCGCUCGCAGGACUUCGAUAGCUGGGCAGCCAAGGCAGCCUGCCUCAAGGUCGGCGCGCCGAGGCUCUGCACUUUCAUCGUUGGAGAACAUCGAGUUCGAGAGAACUGUCCGUGGCAAAUUGCAUUGGGUGAAUGUGAUGGCCGAAUGGGGAUGGGAAGUUUUCAUCGGCUAG